AUGGACGACGAUGAGAAGGUGACACUGGGCGAGGCCACGCGUGCGCCAUUUGCUGCCAUAAAAGCGGCGGGUGCAGAUGGAAAUGUUGUUAGGCCCGUAAAGCUGCUGGGACCUGAGCAGCAAAACCACGGACAGGGCAUUUUGGAGCAGGCCCUUCUGCUUCCUCACAGGCUUCUCAGCCCUGGUGAGCUGGUCCCUUCGGUAGACAUAGAGAGGCAAUUCAAGGCAGGACUUGGUGCUCAGCUGAGGGCUGCGGUUGCCAAGCAAGAGGAGCAGGUGCGCCUUUUGGAAGCCCUGGUGCAGCGCAAGGGCGAGCAGCAGCAGCAGUUGCAGGCACACCUCGAGGGGUUACUCGAAAGACUCGAUCUCGGCCCUUGCCUGAGCUCCAGCAGUAAUUAUUCAGCGGAGGGGGGGGGUUCUCCUCUUGCAUCUUAG
Messenger RNA from Symbiodinium necroappetens, 435 nucleotides. Lineage: Eukaryota; Dinophyceae; Suessiales; Symbiodiniaceae. The record is from the annotation of a GenBank genome assembly.